CGCGACCAAGUAUCGCAGCUGUGUGAUUAAAUAUGGCGGAGCUGUAAUCUCUUACCUUGUCACUUACCGAAACAAUUCUUCUAUUUAUCCGCGCUGAACUGAAACUAUCCUGUAUCAGGAAGUCGAUGGAACAUUGUCGUGGCGAUGGCUACAAGGAAUCUGACGGAUAUUUACGUAAAUCUUCGCACCGAAAUCAGCCGCUUCAAGGCAUAUUCGUUGGGUGACUCUGGUGUACGUUGUGAUAGUCCAGGGGACGAUGAUACAGUUGCCCUUGUUAGAAGAACGAGCGAUCUUGAACUCGGGGUACAAGCCGGAGGAAUAAGUUCUUUACCGCCCCAAUGGGUUGAUGUUGUUGAGGAGAUUCAGUAUGAAAUCACUAGAAUAAAACAAAGAAUGCAAGAACUGGCAACUCUUCAUGAUCGUCAUCUGAACAGACCAACCCUUGAUGACAGUGUGGAUGAAGAACAGACAAUAGAAAUAACAACAAAGGAAAUAACACAGAUGUUCCAUCAAUGUCAAGGCUCUAUUCAGAGAAUAGGACGCCAGAGUAGAAAUUCUUCCAAACAAGAAAAUCGUCUUUUAAAAAAUGUCAUGUCCUCAUUAGCUGUUAGUCUACAAGAACUCUCUACCAAUUUCCGGAAAGGGCAGUCAUCAUAUUUGAAAAGACUAAAAAACCGAGAAGAAAGGGAAAGGCAAUAUUUUGAUACAGGAUUACCUGCUACCAGUAGUGCACUUAUGAAUGAAGAUGUAGUUGAAGAUGAUGAACUAUAUGACAGGGGUUUUACAUCAGACCAGAUGAGGUUGGCAGAGGAGAACAGUGCUUUAAUUGAACAGAGAGAAAAAGAAAUCCAAUCCAUAGUCCAGUCAAUAUCAGAGCUUAAUGAAAUAUUUAGAGACCUCGCUACCAUGAUUGUAGAACAGGGUUCAAUUUUGGAUAGAAUAGAUUACAACGUAGAACAAGCAGCUGUGAAAGUUGAAGAGGGCUUGGAGCAGCUUAGAAAGGGUGAAAAGCACCAGAAAUCCACACGCAAGAUGUUAUGUAUAAUCCUUUUAGCAAUUGUUGUGAUUAUCAUGCUGUUAGCUCUUGUAAUAGUGAAAGCUAAGUAAUGAGCAUGUUUCUGGUCCAUCCAUUUCCUUUAUUUUAGGUUGUUUAAUAUUAAUUUGUAUAUUUGCUACAAAAUACAAUAUGUAUGGUUACAUAAAAGGAAAAUCUAAGUUUUUGUAAUUGGAAGAAGUUUCAUGAAGUUUUUUAAUGACAGCACUGUCCAUGAUAACUCAAGUCAAGACUGAAGAUCAGGGGAGUCUUGCCUUGAAAUCUGUUGUUUCAUUGAUGUGUUAAUAGUUAUGAUAUUAAUGAAUGUUUGAUUGUUUGUCUCACAAAUUAAGAAUCAGGCUAAUAACAACAACAACAACAGCAUUUAUUUAAACACGAUAAAAAAUUCAGCAAAAGCUGAUGUGGUGGUAAUUGCAGCAUUUUGACUGCAAUCACUGGAAGAUUGACGAGCCUGAUUCUUAUAUCAUGAGACAAAUGGUGAAAUGUUCAUUUAUCUAUAAAACCAUGAUGAAUGACCACAUUUGCCAUGGCAAUAAUGAACGUUUAUACGGGAUAGCCAUUUAACACAUAAGUACUGUUGGCAAAAGGAUCCUGUUUAAAUAGAAAUAUAAGAAAAAAAAAAAAA
Messenger RNA from Stylophora pistillata, 1679 nucleotides. Its product is annotated as syntaxin-16. Gene Ontology annotation, molecular function: SNARE binding; SNAP receptor activity. The record is from RefSeq and is a predicted model, not a curated record. Gene Ontology annotation, cellular component: membrane; endomembrane system; SNARE complex. Gene Ontology annotation, biological process: intracellular protein transport; vesicle-mediated transport; vesicle fusion. Lineage: Eukaryota; Metazoa; Cnidaria; Anthozoa; Scleractinia; Pocilloporidae.